Messenger RNA from Cladophialophora carrionii CBS 160.54, 1965 nucleotides. RefSeq lists its product as uncharacterized. Lineage: Eukaryota; Fungi; Ascomycota; Eurotiomycetes; Chaetothyriales; Herpotrichiellaceae. The record is from RefSeq and is a predicted model, not a curated record. The transcript has 2 exons. Bases 1 to 1965 code for a protein of 654 amino acids. Gene Ontology annotation, molecular function: protein binding.
AUGGCUUCCGUGACGAGUUUGGACCAGGACAUGCGCAAACUGCGCUUGGAGCGGUACACUCCAGGCGCUGCCAAUGAGGUGCGGAACUGGAUCGAAAGCACACUCGGAGAGCGACUGGCUCCGGGGGACUUGAUGGAAGCACUGAAAGACGGUGUGGCUCUGUGCAAACUCGUCAAUUUGGCUGUCGCACCAAACAUAUCGGGUGUCAGAUACAAGCAAUCCAACAUGCCUUUUGUGCAAAUGGAGAAUAUCUCGCACUUCCUGACUGCUUGCGAGAAGCCGCCAUUGAAUCUUCCGUCCCACGAUCGAUUUCUUACGGUCGACCUCUACGACUCCAAAGACCCUGCUCAGGUCCUGCAAUGCAUCGCCGCGUUCAGCCGCCGAGCGAACCAGCUGAAUCCACUGAACUUCCCCACCACCUUGGGAGCGAAGAGCAAAUCCGCCAUGAGUCCUCAAGGAACAGGCUCCAGCGCCCCAAGAUCUCCAGCCUAUACGACCACCGCAAGCUCGAGACCACGAGGUACAAGUAACGCAGCCCCCGAUAGCCCAUCCAUCACCUUCAACCCCCUCAACAAAGCCGCCUACUCCGGCCGCGUAAGCCCGUCCAAGAAUACUCUCGGCCGAGGGGGGUUGGCCUACGGCGGUCCAGUCAGCAGCUGGAGUUCCAAGGACGAUGAAGGCAAGACAGCUCCAGCAUGGAACAUCCAUCAAUAUGGCUAUAUGGGUGGCGCAAGCCAGGGCAACCAGGGCGUUGCGUUUGGUGCCAGACGGCAAAUCACUUCUGCUGCGCCCAACGUCCCCAGCCUGGCCGAGAAAGAGAAACGUCUCAGAGAAGAAGCGGAGCGAAAACGGCAAGAACAAGAAGAACAGGAAAGGCGACAACGUGCGCAGCGUGAGGCAGAAGAACAACAGGCCAGACUAGAAGAGGAGCGCAGGUGGGCCCUAGAGACUCAACGGGUAAGAGAGCGAGAAGCCGCUGAACAACGAGCUGCAGAACAGCAGCGUCUUCAAGAGGAAGACCGAGUGCGCCGUGAAGAACAGCGUAGGAAAGAAUUGCAGUACGAACUUGAGCGCGACCGUGAAGCCCAAGAUGCGGCUGAGCGCGAGGCCCGCAUGGCGCACACCAGAGGCCAGCAACGGACCGUCAGCGAUGCCCGUCUCAACGGGCAAUUCCUCAGCCAGUAUCAAACCGACCAGACCAGGGCUACUGCUGAUCCACCCCCAGCCGCCAAACCCAUCGUGCAGCAGCAGACGGCCGAGAGCCAGCGCAUUGCGGAACUUGAGCGGCAACUGGAAGAGAUGAAGGCGCAACAAAGACAAUCUCAGUCGACUCGGUCAGGUCCAUCUCAGCCUUCAGACACCGAGUCAGACCCUGCUGCUCCUGCUUUACCAAGCAGACCUCGACCCGGAGAGACCAGUCAUGAAGACGACUGGUCGGCUUCUGAGCGGGACUACUUGAAGCAGGAAUGGCAGAAGAACCAAGAUCAAGCCCCACCGAAGCCACCACGGCCCGAGGCUCCUCCGUCGUCUCGUCCUCUGCCCGACCCAGCAGCAUAUCAAGCCGGCGCGAAUCGAACGGACCGAUAUCUCGCCACGAAUGCUGCUCCAUCUGCACCCAACGUCAGCUCUCACCGCCCGCAAGACUUCUCGACCACGACCGAAGUCGACCUCGAGAAUCAGCGCCGGAUACAGUCUCAACAACGCACCAAAGCCGGCGGUUGGGCCUCGAAGUCUCUUCUUGAAAGAGAAAUGGAACGCGAGCGAGAACGGCAGCGAGAGUGGGAAGAAUCACAGCGGGAUACGGCUUCGCGCGCACGGGACAUCCGAGAAGGAAGUGCGCCGGGCCAUACUUGGGAUGUUCAUCAGUACGGCUAUAUGGGUGGCGAUAGUCAGAAUCGAGGCGGCCCAGGGCUUGGUGUUGGAGGUGCCAGACGACAAAUCAUCGGACCGCGACCUCCACCUUAG